Molecule: messenger RNA, 1015 nt
Organism: Raphanus sativus (radish)
Lineage: Eukaryota; Viridiplantae; Streptophyta; Magnoliopsida; Brassicales; Brassicaceae
Exons: 8
Coding region: 49-813 (254 amino acids)
Molecular function (GO): oxidoreductase activity; antioxidant activity
Source: RefSeq, a predicted model, not a curated record
GUGGUUCUUUGCUCCGGGAACAAAACAUCGACUAACUAACUUCCAACAAUGGCUGCUUCCACCGCCAUAACCGCCGUCGCACACGCAGCAUCUCAUCCAAUCCCUCCACGAACCGCUUUCGCUAUCUCUCCUCGGAGACUCUCUUCGCUCUCUCAAUCGAAAAAACCGAACCUCAGCCAUCUACAGCGACGGAGAGCCAAUGCACACUCUCCGAGGCGCGUCGUGAUACGCGCCGCCAGAAUCGAGUCAGGCGGAGUCAAGUUAGGAGCUAGGGCUCCGGAUUUCGAGCUUCCGGAGCCGCUCACUGGGAAUGUAUGGAGAUUAGAUGAUUUUGAGCUGUAUCCGUGUCUACUGGUUAUGUUUAUCUGUAAUCAUUGCCCGUUUGUGAUUCACUUGAAGAAAGACAUUGUAAAGCUCUCCAAUUUCUAUAUGAAGAAAGGUCUUGCUGUUGUUGCAAUAUCUUCGAAUUCUGUAGUAACACAUCCUCAGGAUGGGCCAGAGUUAAUGGCAGAAGAUGCAAAAAUGUUCAAAUACCCAUUUCCUUACUUAUAUGAUGAAUCACAAGAGGUUGCAAAGGAGUUUGGAGCUGUCUGUACCCCUGAGUUUUUCUUAUAUAAGAAGGAUGGUCGUAGGCCAUUUGAACUGGUUUAUCACGGCCAGUUUGAUGAUUCUCGGCCUAGCAAUAACACUCCAGUAACUGGGAGGGAUCUAAGCCUCGCUAUUGAUCUUGCACUUAGCUGUCAACCAAUACCAACGAAUCAAAAGCCAAGUGUUGGUUGCAGCAUAAAGUGGCAUCCAGGAACAGAAUCGUGAGCAUUGUCGUCAAAAUAACGUAUAUAGAAAGUGUAAGUUGUAUCCCAUUAUUCAAGAGAAAUAUACAGUAAAUCUGCGCCACGGAUCCUAUAUCGUGGGAUCAUCGUUCAUGUGUGAUAUAAAUUCAUGAACAAUAUAAGAAUCGAGUUUUAGUGUGUAAACUAGUAUACGUUUUCAGUAUAUAUAUAUAAAUUUGAAAGUA